GCGACAUGACACAAUUGUGGGUGGCAUGCUCGGGCUCGUGACGACGGUAGCGGUGGACUCAGCUUCGCCACGGGAGCUCGACGUCCUCAGCAGCUUCCUGCUAUAUCACUUGUCUGUCGGAUUCAAACGCAUCUGCGUCUUCCUCGACACGCCUGGCACAACCUCGGAGGAAGUGCUCUCCCGACUGCAUUCCGCCUUGAAGCAACACAGGCAAGCCAUCGAUAUCGUGGAGAAGUCGUCGAGCUAUGCCAUAUACCCUACUUGCAGUUUGUACGCAGCCCUGCAGCCUUCGAUUUCAGAUGAAGUCCAUGCACGCCAGCAGUUGAACUGCGAACUCGCGAUGACUUCGUGCCUGACGUGGAACGAGAUCGCCCGCACGGAUGCUUCGCGCACUCCGUUGGAGUGGCUUGUACACUUGGACCUCGACGAGCUGCUUUACUACCCCAGCAACCACGACGACGACCGCAACGAUGGAUUGCACAUGUUCUUCGCGUCAGCAUCUCCUUCGAUUCACCAAUUCACAUUCGUCAACCAUGAAGCCAUCCCAACCACAGCCAACGUGUCCAAUUACUUUGUUGAAGUCAGCCAUUUUAAAGUAAACCACUUGGUCGCGCCGUUCACGUCUGCUGCCCAAGCCUGCAUGAACCGAUGGAGGGACCGCACGACGCAUCGGCAGUACAUGCUUGCCUACGACAACGGUAAGUCUGCAGUUCGCAUUCGACGAGGCGUCUUGCCGUCCAGCGUGCAUUCGUGGCAGCCGCACCCUUCCCUCGCUACUGUGACCAACUUCCCCGACCCACGUCGAAUGAACAUGGCGACGACGAUCUCACAUACAACGUCGCCGUGGAUAUUGCACUAUCCAAGCUGCGGCUACGACUGGUUCAAAGAAAAAUAUCGUACGCUUGGACGAUUCCCCGACGCGUGGUUCCAGGGAAAGCUGCCAAUUCAACCGUGCUUCCACACGACAGCCCGAGACGUAUGGGCGACCUGCGUUGAAACCCACGACGAGAAAGCGAUGCGGACCUUGUACCACGAGCAAGUAAUGCUUGAUGACCCCGACGGGUUAGAAGCCCAAAUCGAUGCAGGCGUGGUCGUGCACCUCCUUGGUCCAUCCAAACGUCUUCAGCGACUUCUUGGACUCCAACCACAGGACGUACAGUCGCAGCCGCCACCACUGCGGCCUUCAACAUAUCGACCAUCUAUCCCUCCGCCUGCAGGCAUUUCAGAGGUCGGGUACAAUUCAGAGAAGGCUUGGAUGUUGGCGUCCAUCGCGGCGAAGUACUUGUGAUCUUGCCAGUUUUCGAGAAAGAUCUCAAUUUGGUUGUGCCUUUUGGGAAAAUCCGAAUAGCCAAUCCGCUUCGUCUAUUCAGGACAUUUCCCUAUAUUUUAACCAAUCAGAAAUUGCCUCAUGGCAGGGAAUUCCAGC
Aphanomyces invadans is the source of this 1426-nucleotide messenger RNA. RefSeq lists its product as hypothetical. Gene Ontology annotation, biological process: cellulose biosynthetic process; response to abscisic acid. The transcript has a single exon. Bases 26 to 1288 code for a protein of 420 amino acids. The record is from RefSeq and is a predicted model, not a curated record. NCBI's taxonomy places the organism in Eukaryota, Oomycota, Saprolegniomycetes, Saprolegniales, Verrucalvaceae.